This is a messenger RNA of Peromyscus leucopus (white-footed mouse), 3880 nucleotides long. It is a transcript of the gene Msmp, whose product is annotated as microseminoprotein, prostate associated. NCBI's taxonomy places the organism in Eukaryota, Metazoa, Chordata, Mammalia, Rodentia, Cricetidae. The transcript is spliced from 3 exons. The coding region runs from base 3357 to 3776 and encodes 139 amino acids. The record is from RefSeq and is a predicted model, not a curated record.
UUUUAUUUUAAAAUUCAGUAAGAGUAAGUUGUUUUUUUAAGGUAGGGUCUCACUCUAGCUCAAGCUGGCCUCAUGCUAGUGGCAACCCAGUUUUCUUGACUCAGGGCUGGUUAUAUGGAAACAACCCUAACGGUCUUACUUUGGGGGCCUGGGACGGGGGUACUGAUGGCAGGCGGGUUGCUACAGUAGACAGAUUACUUUGUUUUUACACCAUCCACUACCUUUGCUGGGCCGGCCAACAUGGUGUUCCAGGGUACUUGAGAAAUCCAAACAUAAUUUCUCCACCACGGAAAGCCUUUUCAGAGCCAGGAACUAGUGCAAAGAUCCAGAUAAUCGAACUCUCCAUCUCCCUGAAGCCUCUCCUUCACACAGGCCUCUGGACACACACCUCUGGCCCAUCACACCUUACCUGCUGGGGUGGUAGAUGCUUUGCUCUCAGAAGCCUAACCCAGCCUGAGCCUCACCAUCUGCCUCCCGGUUUUUUUGGAUCCUCCUCUCUCUAGGAAGACUGCAGGACUACCCCCCUCCCCCCCCGCGCGCGCGCGCGCAAGUUUCCCAGGGGCUCUACCCUGCCUGGCUGCCUCUAUUCAGAAACAAACUGGAUUUGGGGGCUUUGCAUUUUGCACUGUGGUGCCAGCUGUGCAGAAAGCCCCCUCCAUGAUUUCUUUGGGCUCCUUUAAGACCCUCCCCUCCCCGGGCUCCAGACCUCCAAUCUCCCAGAGCCAUGAUCUUCAAAGGCCAUGCUCUGUCCCAUCUGGGCAAGGCGGGCAGUGUGGGGUGACUCAGCCCCGGAAUGUGCUCACUUCCCCACUCUGCACACCUGCCUGCACUGCUGGAACACAGCCUGGCCCCCACCAGAGGAUGUUUUCCUUCCCCUGCACAGGUGGCCGUUGCCAACCCCUACCCAGACUCCUGCCCUGCCCCUUGCCCCAAAGCUGCUCUCCGGAGACUCAGUGGGCUGCGCUUUAACCACCGAUCCCCCUACACGUCCACAGCAGUGCCCAGGCCACCCCCCUACACAUCCACAGCAGUAGCAGCCCAUCAACCAGUUCUACACUGCCCUGAAACUUCAAAAAGUAAUCCUGCUCAGCCCCAGCCUCCUUCCAGAAGUUCCCACAGCUACAUGCCUGCUUCAUCUGCAUUCCAGGAGGCUAAUUCUCACUUCAAAGUUCGCUGUGGGUCAGACACCAGUGCCCACCAGGUCCCACUUCUGGACCCCCACCGCCUCCAGGAUCUCCAGCCUCCCACUAGCUUCUGCUUCUAGUCAGUAGUUACUGAGAAAAUAGUCUGCAUCAGCCGUCAGGUGGGUCCCCCGCAAAGCUGUGGUAGAGCUACCUGAUGACUAGACUCCUAAGCCCUAUACUAUGCUUGAUGCCUUCUAAUCCCUUCUCCAGCCAAGACAGCAGGGAGUCAAGGCCAUGCCCCCUACAGGAGCUAACCUAGGUGCACCCUGCUAAGUUUUCCUUUGCUUUUGUCUUGACACCCCUCUGAAAGGGAAUCUUGUUCUCUCACUCAAUUUGGUGGGGGGGGGGGGUGCUUGGGGUGGAACCCAGGACAUUGAGACAAGCACUCUAUCAACGAACCACAUGCCCAGCCAAAGCAAAGGGCAUCUUGGAGGAAGACAGCUAAGGAAUUAGAGGGGACAGUGACUGCUGAAUGAAGAGAUGGCCAGCAUCCCGCCAGAAGUAGGUCCUAUGUGCUGUACUAGGUGAUGGAGUAAAGCUUGGAGUGAAUGGACUACAGACUUGAAUGAAAAGCAGAGCAAACAUCUGUGAGCAGGAGCAGGAUAGUUGGAACAACGCUGGGCCUUUGAAAUGUGGGAAAGUGAGGUAAAAGAAGUCCAGUUGGAGCAGGGCCUUAGUAACAAACUAUUAUAAGUGCUCACAAAGGAGAUUUGGGAUGCACAUGAGGGGGAAAAAGGGUCAGGAUCAAAUAAGGAAAAAAAAAAAAAACAAAGUCCUAAAGCUAGAGAAAGGCAGGGAGGGUAAGACGAACCCUCUCCCAAGGUACUGAGGUGGGAAAGGAGGCUUAAUCAGCAGCAUGACCUUUCACACCAGAUAUGAGGGACAUCAAACGUCAUGACUGAAACCAUGUGGCUCCCAGGUCCACAUUUGCUUUGGAAGGAGGCAGUAGGGUACCUGGGAGCCUAAAUGUGGAAGGCAGAAGUUGACCAGGAGAGUGCAGUCCACAGUAGAGCUGUUUCCUGGCUUCCAGAGGAAAGAACACCAGCAUUUUGCCUGAGCUUUACCCUCAGUAAGUGGCUAUUUUCUGAGGGCCACAGGCCAAAGACGGUGCUAAGAACAUCCCACAUGCCAUCUCAUGAGGAGCCCAUGAGCUGGCGUUUCCACUCUCAAUGUACAGUGAAGAAACAGGAGAGCAGAGGUGAGGUGACUUGUGUGAGGCAGAUGGCCAGUAAGAGUCACCACCUGAAUCCCAGCAGUCCAUCUACAGCCUUCCAGAGCCUGCAAAACUCAAAGAAUGCCCAAGACGGAAGUCCACGAGGCCUUGUUCUGCCACCAGGAAAGAGGGGGUAUAUCUGUGGAAGUGGGACGAUUUCUGUUACGGUACUCAGAAGAGAUGCUUCUCUUUGAGGUAGGGCAUUGCUAGGCAUGGGGCAAUCUGGCAUCUCCUGCCUAUUUGGGGUAAAAAACAAUGGAAAGUUUAUCUUUGGGGUGCCCAUGGAUGAAGCCCUCUCCCACAAUGCUGAGGGUAGCCAUUUCUCAGAUGCAUCAGGGACACCCUGCCCAGGAACUGAAGGAAACGUGCUCUCCACACAGAUGCCCGCUGGCUCUCCUGGAGUCUCUGGCAGUUGCACCCUGCCGCUGCAGCGCCUUGGUUUGGCUGGGGCACAGGAUUAGCCAUCCCCAGGAAAUGCCUCCCUCCGGUCCAGGCAGGGAUCCCAGCACACACACCCCUGGUGGUGGAGGGCGGGUUGAUGGAAUGCUUCCUCUCCGCAGGUCAAGGAGAUCUGGGGACCACCUGGGGCCUUCAGCCCUCCCCCUCCUGGCUGGGGUAGUGCCCAGUCCAGUGCCCCUUCCACGGCCACCUCCCCCCUCCUAGCUGUGUGGGGGCAUGAAUCAGCUCUCACAGCUUGUUAAAAGCUGGACCUCUUGUUUUCAUGCCCUCACCUCAGGAAACGGAGUUACAGCCUGUCCAGUUCUACUCAGCAGGGGGCCAGGGUCCUCACUUUAUAAACAUCUCCAGCCUGUAAGAGCAGAGGGCACUGCCAUGGUAUGAGACAGGAGCCCAAGGAGAGAGAAACCCAAGAGCCAAGGAGCAAGGCAAGGAAAGCAAGGGGAUCCGGCCAGAGGAAUCUGAACCCACGCCAAGAAGGGUCUGAGAGCUGAGCUGCAGGAAUGGCACUAAGGAUGCUCUGGGCUGGACAGGGCAAGGGGAUCCUGGGAGGCUGGAGGAUCAUCGGCUUGGUGGUGUCUCUGCUCCUGCAGCACCCGGGAGUUAACAGCAAGUGUUACUUCCAAGCUCAAGCCCCCUGCCGCUAUGACGGGAAGUUCUUCACUCUGGGCGAAUCCUGGCUCCGCAAGGACUGUUUCCAUUGUACCUGUCUGCAUCCUGUUGGUGUGGGCUGCUGUGACACGUCUCAGCAUCCCAUUGACUUCCCCGCUGAGUGUGAAGUACGCCAGGAGGCAGGAACCUGUCAGUUCUCUCUGGUGCAAAAAUCUGACCCUCGGCUGCCCUGCAAAGGGGGAGGACCCGACCUCGAAUGGGGCUCAGCUAACACCCCUGUUCCUGGGGCUCCUGCUCCCCACUCCAGCUAAAGGAUCACCCAUCCGCUGACUGCUCACUGCUGCUGCCACUUCCAGGGAAACCACUAGCAGCUGCCAAUUUACUCUGAAUAAAUAAAUCAAUGCCACAGCUGAAA